This is a messenger RNA of Drosophila ananassae, 2255 nucleotides long. It is a transcript of the gene tsl, whose product is annotated as torso-like protein. The record is from RefSeq and is a predicted model, not a curated record. The coding region runs from base 689 to 1774 and encodes 361 amino acids. The transcript is spliced from 3 exons. NCBI's taxonomy places the organism in Eukaryota, Metazoa, Arthropoda, Insecta, Diptera, Drosophilidae.
UCUCUCCGAACCGGUAAUGUAGGAACGAACCGGGUAGUGGAUAACGGAUAACUGAGCGCAACGCGCCAACUUCGAGCUCGCCGACUUAUACUCGACUCGUAUCUUGCCGCAUCGCCAGAUACAAGUAUCUGAAGCUAUAAGUAUAAGUAUAUAUGGUCGGCGGUGCUCACAGCGAAGUCGAGCUCCCGGAGGUUAGGUUGUGCUGAUCGAGCUGCUCGCGUUUCGUGGAGCGUGAGGUGCCUUAGAUGCGGUUGCGUUUUUGGACUCGGAUUCCGGCUUUUUGAUUGCAAUUGAAGACACAUCACGUCACAGUGUGUGCUCGGUGUGUGUGCGGUGUGUUUUGGUGCUAGUUUCAGUGUCUGGGGUUUCGGAAACCCAAUAGCGCAGCACAACCGAAACUCGAUACACAAUCUAAAUUUAGCCAUUCUCUUAUCAUUCGAGGGCGCCAUGCGGCGAACUCUGACCCACAAGCUUCGCGGCUACGAAAUAUAAUUUAUAAUUUCUAUAACAAGUGCCGCUAACCAAGUGAUAAGGCUACACUCCGGAGGCUCUUUAGAGACUUUAGUCUCAGUCUUGGCGCAUCUCGCAGAUACGGCUGUGAGCUUCUGUCGAUCUGAUCGUGGAUUUUUCGGUUACGUCAAUUUCAAUCCGAGUUCUCGACCAGUUUUUCCUUGCAUGCUAAGAAGCUAUGAGCCCGCGCCCGAGCCCCAGCCCGCGGCCGGGUCUGUUCUGGCUUGUGACACUGGUGCUUCUGGCCAGUGGCUCUCCCGGCAGUCGCGAAUCUCAGCUAAGGAUCGGCAAGGCCAUCAAUAUAUUCCUGCGAUACGGCUACCUCAGCAUCUCGAUGCGAGUGAUACCCCUAAACGACAUGGAGGAUCCUGAACGGUGGGUCUUUAAGGAGCCCACGAAAAAUGUAUACAGGAACCUUAGCGGCCUGACGGAAAGCCAUGAGGAUACUACGCCAGGAAUCUUCCAUGGGGACUUCCAUAUGGAGUUCUGUGACAAUCGGCGUCAGUUAUUCCAGGCCUAUUUUCGGGACUUUUCCAUCGAACGAAUGGACAAACCUUGGGAGGCGUUUACGGGUGGCUGGUUUCCGGAGAACGCGGCCAAAAAGCUGGGCAUUAACACCUCCUUCAUCCAAGGAGACUAUUCCUACGUUCUUGUCAGGGCAGUGCGCAACCGAGAGACCGGUCGUCUAAAGUCUGCGAUUCCUGUCCACCAAGAAGUGGUUCCCGAUGUGCAGACCCAAAUUGAUCAGCUGGAGAUCGGCAAUAUCUCCUCCGCAAUGUCCUUCAUGGACAAAAUUGGCACCCACUACGUGAAUUCCUACACGACAGGGAAUUCGCUCUACCAGGUGUUUGUGUUCAGCCGUAAGAACUACCGCAUGAUCAAGGAGCGAAUCAAGAGUAAGGGCCUGAACGGCCUUUCCAAGUUGGACCUUUACAACUAUUUUGCCCCUUGGUUUGCUGAGCAUCUGGGGCAGAUUCGGUCCGCCAGCGCCAAUGCCACCGUGGAAGGCUGGGCCAAGCGUAAGCUGCAGUACGAGUACUAUUUGGUCAAGUACCAGACUAUAAUGAAACUCCAUGGAAACAGAACCCUAUUGCGAUCACUGGACAAGCUACUGGGCAACGACGCCAUCCUGCAGCUUGACCUCAAGGCGCUGAAUCCCGUUUUCCGGGAGCAGCCUCAGAAGGAGAGCUGGUUCCACGAGGUCCUCGACAACAACAUGAAGCUCUGGGAGCUCAACAUGCCGCAGAGCCACCCCAGCCGAUAAUCAAAUCGGACAGAAACAAAUGCCCAUCAUGGAAGGUUUAUUUUUAAAAGAAUUUCUUGCAGGCCACAGAACUUUCGAAAUGUUAAAGCUUAGGUGAAUUCGCGGAGCAGGACCCAAAGAUUCGAAAGUUAAUCCGUAUGAUUAACACUUAAAUUGGCAACAAAAGAUCAAGAUCCCAACUUAAAAUGCCUUAGGAACUUCUGUGCCAGUUUUCCAAUUAAAUCAAUAUAAGAUUUUUCAUUCUUUCUGUGCGGUUUUACGGUAGCCAAGGAUCAAAAGUUCCUAGAUGCAUAGUUGUAGUUGUAGUCUUCUAGUGCGUAGUUACUGUUCUGCCUGUGAUAGUUUUAGCUAGUUUAAUUGAAAUAGUGCCUUCUUGGACACUGACUUGCAUUUAAGCCAAUUAGUUCGUAAGAUCUCCUUAUUACUGUACUACAUUACACUCAAUAAUUAAAAAGAUCAAUGUAGAAGUAAACCUAUUUAA